GAGCUCUCCACGCUGACUGGCACUCAAGUCCUGCUGCUGGUGGCCAGUGAGACGGGCCAUGUGUACACGUUUGCCACACGGAAGCUGCAGCCCAUGAUCACCAGUGAGACGGGGAAGGCGUUGAUCCAAACGUGCCUCAACUCCCCAGACUCGCCCCCACGCUCGGACCCAACCACUGACCAGCGCAUGAGCGCCACGGGCUUUGAGGAGACGGACCUCACCUACCAGGUGUCCGAGUCGGACAGCAGUGGGGAGACCAAGGACGCACUGAAACCAGCGUUCACUGUCACCAACCUGCCGGGGACAACGUCCACCAUCCAGACAGCCCCCACCACCUCGACCUCCAUGCAGGUCAGCAGCGGCCCGUCAUUCCCCAUCACUAAUUACCUGGCGCCAGUGUCUGCCAGCAUCAGCCCCAAUGCCGUCACCAGUGCCAACGGGACAGUGCUGAAGACUACUGGAACCAGUGCAGUGACAUCUGGGGGCCUCAUGCCGAUACCCACCAGCUUCACCCUCAUGUCAGGUGGUACCAUGGCUCAACAAGUCCCAGUCCAGGCGAUCCAGGUGCACCAGGCACCGCAGCAAACGUCUCCUUCUAGUGACAGCAGCACUGACCUUACCCAGACCUCUUCCAGCGGAACAGUGACCCUCCCGGCAACCAUCAUGACGUCGUCUGUGCCAACCACUGUGGGUGGCCACAUGAUGUACCCCAGCCCACAUGCGGUGAUGUACGCGCCCACAUCUGGCCUUGCGGACGGUGGACUUGCAGUCCUCAACGCUUUCUCACAGGCGCCUUCAGCGAUGCAGGUGUCCCAUGGCCAGGUCCAGGAUCAGGGUGGCGUUCCCCAAGUGUUCCUGACAGCCCCAUCAGGCACCGUUCAGAUCCCAGUCUCAGCUGUCCAGCUUCACCAGAUGGCUGUCAUCGGGCAGCAGAGCAGCAGUGGCAGCA
This is a messenger RNA of Apaloderma vittatum (bar-tailed trogon), 949 nucleotides long. It is a transcript of the gene SRF, whose product is annotated as serum response factor (c-fos serum response element-binding transcription factor). The record is from RefSeq and is a predicted model, not a curated record. The transcript is spliced from 6 exons. NCBI's taxonomy places the organism in Eukaryota, Metazoa, Chordata, Aves, Trogoniformes, Trogonidae. The annotation marks the transcript as partial.